This is a messenger RNA of Morchella importuna, 849 nucleotides long. RefSeq lists its product as uncharacterized. The transcript has a single exon. The record is from RefSeq and is a predicted model, not a curated record. The coding region runs from base 1 to 849 and encodes 282 amino acids. NCBI's taxonomy places the organism in Eukaryota, Fungi, Ascomycota, Pezizomycetes, Pezizales, Morchellaceae.
AUGAUGGCCCGCCGCCUAAUCCUCCUCGUCGAUUUCGAUGAGACUCUGACCCGGACAGGAAAAGAUACAAUCUCUCUGCUAGCAUCCGCAGCCUAUAAAUGCCACCCAGCAGGAGCAAAUCUGCCACCAUGGAGUUAUUUCGUGGAUUCUUAUAUGCGUGACUACAACGAUCAUGUUGGGCAGGCACCAGUGCGGACAACACUGGAAGAAGAAACGGAGUUCCAAAAGUCCCUGAGAAAGGUGGAGAGAGCGAGCAUUGAUCGAGUUGAGGGAGAGGGGGUGUUCAAGGGUAUCAAGUUGGAGACACUGAUUAAAACUGCGGCGGAGAACAGGGGGGACAUCAUGAGGAAGGGAUGGGAGAAAGUUGUGGAUAAAGUUAGCAGGAGAGGGAGGGUAGCCAUUGUUAGUGUUAAUUGGAGUAGAUCGUGGAUUAGGAAAUGUUUUGAGGGCUCCGAUGUUGGGAAAAUUGACGUCUUUUCGAACGAGUUUCUGGUCAAUAGUCAGGACAUCACAACCGGAGGUUUGGACCGAUGGUUUGGCGAUAAAGAUGGUGGAAUCUGGACGGGGUGGGAUAAGUUACGGGUUAUGAGGGAUAUUGUCGAGAAGAACUCUGGUGCCGGAGAGGAAGGUUUAGUGGUUUACGUUGGUGAUUCAACAUCAGAUCUGCUGUGUUUAUUGGAGGCAGAUGUAGGGAUAUUUUUCGGAGAGAAGUUGGACAAGUCGUGUGAUAAACUGGGGAUAGAGAUAAGGGAAGGUUUGACGAAAGGAUACGUUGGAAAAAGCGGAGUAAGUUGUUUGGUUAGAGUGGAGCAGUGGAGGGAGAUAGAGGAAUGGGUUGAGGGACUUUGA